This is a messenger RNA of Toxorhynchites rutilus septentrionalis, 756 nucleotides long. RefSeq lists its product as uncharacterized. Bases 140 to 511 code for a protein of 123 amino acids. The transcript is spliced from 2 exons. The record is from RefSeq and is a predicted model, not a curated record. Lineage: Eukaryota; Metazoa; Arthropoda; Insecta; Diptera; Culicidae.
GAAUGGAACCCAGUGCCACAAUUGAGAGAGUCCGGAGUAUAUAAGAAGUCGAAUGAUCCAGCUAAGAUCAUAGUUUGAUCCGACCGUUCUUCAACACAGACCAUUUUAACAAAUUAAACAAUCAGCAACAAUCUUCAGAAUGUUCAAAUUGGUGGUGUUGUCGACUGUUCUGGCCCUGGCUGCUGCCCGUCCAGGAGUGAUUGGUUAUCACUCUCCUCUGGCUUACCACGCACAGGCUCUGAUUGCCAAACCGGAGAUCUACUACGAGAAGAGCAUCAUCGAAGAACCAACGGUGGCUCAUGUGGGAACCGUUGUGAAACACAUCCCAACCGCUGUGUCCCACCAAAGUUCUACUAUUGUGCACAGUUCGGCUAAACUGACGCAACCGAUCUACGCCCCCGCUGUCAAGCACACUCUCGUCUCGACUCCAGUGGUGAAAACCUCGUACCAUUCGAUUCCAACCCUGACGUACGCUCCGGCGCUUCAUCUCGAUCACCAUCACCAUUACUAAUACGGACCGAAUCCUGACAGCGCCGAUAAUCCUUGAUUCCUGGUUAUACGUUUUGCUGUGAAACCUUUUUAAGCUUUUGGAGUGUGUAACUGCCAGUUGCAAUUGGAUGGAAUUGCAGAAUACUAAAGAAAAUGCAGCUUCCCCACCGAUGGAACGAUUGAACUUCUCUUGUUCGCUGUGAUUGUUGGUGAAAGAUUAGAAGUUCGGUUGGUUUGCUGCGAAUAAAUGUGAGUAAUAGAGAACAA